Molecule: messenger RNA, 1348 nt
Organism: Rhagoletis pomonella (apple maggot)
Lineage: Eukaryota; Metazoa; Arthropoda; Insecta; Diptera; Tephritidae
Source: RefSeq, a predicted model, not a curated record
GACUAUUACUUCAUUUCGAGGCAAGGAAGAAACAAUCCGUCUGGAAAGUUGUAUUCAAAGUAUAAAAACCAAAAAUCGAAGCACCGAAAGGUUGAAGGUUUAUCUGAGUCGUCUGAGAGCAAAGAUAAAAACUAUGCUAACAGAUCGCUUGUCCAAACUCCAGAAGUUGAUGAGUCGAUUUCCGAAGCAUAUAAAACAUCCUUAAACAGAGACUGUGCGGAUUGGGCCGAAGUUUGCGACAAAUGGAAGAAAACCUUUCAUUUAAGGCAGCGAGACCUAUGUAAUUUGAGUCCUUUGGAUUUUUUUCAAGCUUGGUCAAAAUUGUCACAUGCACAGGCUUCUGAUUUGAUUGAAAUUGAUUUUCAGUUCAUGUAUCCUGAGAAAACACAUUUAUUCCUGGUAAGUGGGAAACUUUUAAAGCAAAAAUUAUUAAUUACUAUGAGAAAAACAUAAGCAACGAAUACUGUAGGCAAAUACCUGCUACAGCUAAAUCGUCAAAUAAUAAAGAUGUCCAGGACUAUUUAAUUACAAUUCUUCUAAAUGCUGUAUUACCUUCCGGCGCCAGAUUCAAAAGCGAAAGCGGUAAAAAAGCCAAGAAAGUAACUAUAGUUGAUUCUCAGGAAAGUUUGGUUUUGCGGCUCCCAACUUUGAAUUAUUACCAACGGCAGGUCAAUGCCGUAAUUAACAAAUACUACUCAGAAGGGUUAACCAUACAACCUUUUUUGAUUGUCGAAGGGCUGUCAGAUACAAAUAUAAGCGGUUUCUUUCUGUACCUUGAUAAUAAUUUGCUUAAGUUUAAUUCGUUCAUUCAAAGCAUAGAUAUUUGUUUUAAAAUAUUUCAAAUAAUGAAUCUUAAAUAUCCAGAAGCUUGUCAGGACCCCUGGCUUUUUAUUGAAAAUUUUUUUUUUCUAACUUAAACAAAGUUCGACUUCUAAUCGUCAAAUAUUACAUCACUUGUAAGCUUUUUGAACACUGCUUAGAAAAUAACGGAAAGAUGUAUACUUGUUUUCGUUGUUUAAAAAUCUUUGCAGCACCUGCAAUUUUGAUAGUUCAUUUUAAAAAAGAUCACUUAUUAACACGAAAACUGUUAAAAAUACAAUGUAUUCAAAACAACUGUAAUCAAACUUUUACUAAUUUUUCUUAUUUUCGCAUACAUUUUGAAAAUAAAUAAAACAGAUGACUUUCGCUGUGAAACAAGUGAAUUGGUAAAUAUCGACUUGUAGUGAGCUAGUUUCUAAGGGAACACGAUAUAAAGCAAAGUAUUAUUUGUCUAUAAAUAGAAUAGGUUUUGAAUUAUAUAAAAUUAAAUGUUUACUUAUCCAUAACGAAAAUGCUUUUGUACUUUGUC